Molecule: messenger RNA, 561 nt
Organism: Rhinocladiella mackenziei CBS 650.93
Lineage: Eukaryota; Fungi; Ascomycota; Eurotiomycetes; Chaetothyriales; Herpotrichiellaceae
Exons: 3
Coding region: 1-561 (186 amino acids)
Biological process (GO): mycotoxin biosynthetic process
Source: RefSeq, a predicted model, not a curated record
AUGAGUUUCACCUUCUUCACAAAGCCUUCCACAGGUUUCGAAAUCGUCCCUCAAGACGACAUCGAGGACGUUCGACAUGACGAAAAGAAGUCUUCCUUUACGUGGCACAGGUCAUCAAAAUAUCCGUGUUCCCACCUAACGGUGUCGAGAGUAACAAGAGUCGCAACAUGGGCAAUCACAAUCCUGUUGGUGUUGUCGAAUCUGCACUUCAUGUGGCUGAUUCGCAGGUACUCUUCGGUGGUUCAAGCACACAAAGCUUGGCCUCAACAUCCUGUGUACUCUCCAGCUCAAAAUGCUGUGCAAUACCACGAUAUUGUCUAUACGUCCGGGUUUGGGGCGGAGCUGAGCGAGUAUCAGGGCCCCCCAUCUCCCGAAAGUGACCAGGCUUGGAGUGACUUGUACAUACUAGAUGUAGAAGCUGACUUUGAGGAUGCAGUUGGAAUCAGUCGAAUUUCGAUGGCGGAGGCCCAUGAAUUGGCAAACAGGACGGUGCCUAUCCCGGAUGAUCCGGGCUACUACGCUGUCGGUCUUGAUGUUUUUUCAUCAGCUCCAUUGCCUUAA